Molecule: messenger RNA, 3115 nt
Organism: Heterobilharzia americana
Lineage: Eukaryota; Metazoa; Platyhelminthes; Trematoda; Strigeidida; Schistosomatidae
Source: the annotation of a GenBank genome assembly
CAAUCAUGCCAACAAUAGUAAGCAUACCAUGUCAAACAAAUCGGAUUAUUGUAAAACGUAUGAUUUAGACAAUGUGUCUGAAGAUGGUGAUGAUGAGAACGGAGAAUAUAAUGAAGAUGAUAACGGAGAGGAUGGAGAAGAUAUGGAUGAUGAUGACUGCAAUGAUACUGAAUGGCUCUCUGAACGUCGUCGCCGAGGGGGAGGAAAUGGAAAUUUACUAAGUUGUGGUUCCGGAGAUGGUGGUGUUAAUGCUGAUGGUAGCAGGAGAAGAGGUAAAACACGAUCUGUGUAUUCACUGAAAGUAGCCAAACUCAAUCGGAAAAUCGUUAAUCAGAAAGCUAGUCGUUCGUCUCAAGCCUUUCCUAUGCUUGCUAAUCGUUUGGGAGGCAGAAAAUUCACUAAGAGCCAUUUGGGUAGACCGUUUGCUGGUCGAUUACGAGCUAACGAAUCACAUGUGGAUGAUAUUUCUUAUACAUUUACAAAAUCUAGUCCUUCUGUUGGACGUCGUGGUAGUCGAGCUAUUACUCGUCUCGGUACCAGACAUAUAGGUGAUAGCUUGAAAACACUUCAACAGUAUGGAACUAUUAGAGAAAAGAUAAAUGAAUACAAUGAUACUUGGGAUGUCGAUAAUGAACCAGGUUAUCAGUUAAAUGCUACGCCUAUAACUCCAACAACGACUGAAAAACGUGAAUCCCAAACACUUGGAGAUUGUAAUUCAAAUGAUCGAUUCAAUGCUUCUAAUAUAUAUCCAUCAUUAUCCCCAUCUUCGACAAAUCCAUUCUAUCACCACCAUUCUUCCAUUAUGAGCAAUGAUCGCUCUUUAUCAACACUGUAUGAAGCCCAUCUGCAAAAUCGAUCCUAUCCUGAAGAUAAUCUACCGUCAUUUUCAUCUCAGUCGAAAUUGUUUCGAUCAUCAGGUACACCAAUGAAUUGGUCUCAUUUAUUAUGUCCAAAUCAGUCGAAUACUGGUACAUCACCGUCGACUACAGUUAGCUUGACUUCAUCAUCAACAUCUUCAUGUGUUUUAUCAUCAUCCUCUCCAAUGGAUUCAUGUCGUAUAACAGAACAGUCCGAUAAUGUGUGUACACCGCGUCGUUCAGAUUCUAAUAAUGAAUCUGUUAUGCAUGUGGGAGAGCUAUCUGCUAACCAUGAACCCAGUCCACAUCGUAUUUCACCUAUUCAUCGUGCCAAUAUGUCUAAACUGUCAAAUAGUGUGAAUGUGGUAAACCGGAACAAUUCAGUCCCAAUACCUACUGAUAGCGCACACAGUACCACUUCUAUAAAUAAUACGGUUGCUGUUGUUAAUCCUACUUUCAGUAAUAUCGACCACAAAAGUAAUAAUAAUAAUAACACAUUGAAUACGCAAGGUAAUAGUAACAUGAUGAGAACAGUAGAUUUUUCCAGUGUUACUGAUAAAUCUAAUAAUGGACGCGUGGUUGGUGACUUACAAACAUUUGUCAAUCCUCAAACAGCUACUACAACGGUGACCUUUUUUAUCUGUGAGGUAUGUUCAUCACGAUAUCGGUCUACAGCUGGAUUACGCUAUCAUUAUCAUAGUCAGCAUUCAGGUUAUACUCCGCAAAAUCCUAUAUCUGCAUCAGCAUCAAGACUCGUUGUCCCAGUCGGUGAAGAGCGAGGUAUUGGUGGAGGGUUACGUGGAGGACGACCAAGACGACAUAGAGGCUCAACAGCUUCGUCUAAAUCCCGUGAUAAGUCAUCUAAUUCACACUAUUCCACUGAGUAUCAAGGGUCAUCUGAACAAGAUGAAAGAUCUAAUAGUUUUUUAGCAGCACACUAUUCUAGAGCUUCUAACCAAUCUACCAAUGCAUACUCUCCAUCUCAAAGUAACAAACGUGGGAACAAUACCAAUCGUGCUGAUUCUAAACCGAUAGAUUCCAGAUCGAUUGUAGAACCCAAACUAAUUGAUUUGAUCACAAACCAACCUACAUCGUCGAAAUAUCGUGAAAAAGGCCAUCCGAAUCACUUCAACUCAGUAGAAUCAGAUGGUAGUAAUGGUAACAAUAGCAACACCAAUGAAUUGAGUAACAAUAAUUCUAUGUCAUCUCAACAAUGGGGACCGUUUUCCCAGUGUUCUAUGCCGUCAUCCUCGGUGACAGUAGGGAAGUUUAUUGAUUCGACUGACUCACUAAAUUUAAGCAAUGCAUCAUCCAGAUACCAAGUAAUGGAUUAUACCAGUAAUAGCAAUCCUACUAUCAGUAGUAGUAGCAUUGGCAGUAUACCACAUUCAAAUAUCCUUUCUGCUCAGCAGCAGAAUAGUUUACAGCUGUCAUCAUUCAAUUCUCUAGAAACACAUUUUGGUAAUAGUAUGCCAAACAACAAAUCGACACUACAACAGCCCCAACCUUCAACACAAAACUGGAAUUCCCAGCAUACAGGUUUUAAUCAGUUAUCCUUUGUACCCUCAAGCGUCCCGAACAGUCAUAGUUCUUUUCCUCGACCACCACAACAACAGCAAUCCUCAACAAUAAUCAGUCGUAUUGGUCCACAACAACGACGUUAUGAAAGACAACAUUGUGCUGACCGAUUGGGUUUAGUACGAUCACCUGUUAACCCAUCCACGUCCACAUCUUCGAUGUUAUUACCGUCAUCAUCGUCCACAUGUGAUUAUUGUCUGGGGGAUGACACGCUGAAUCCACGUAUAGGUCAUCCAGAAGGCAUGUUACAGUGUUCCCGGUGUGGGCAUAGCGCUCAUUAUACAUGUCUACGCUUACCUCCACAUAUAAUUGAUGCUGCGAUGCGCUAUCCAUGGCAGUGCAUUGAAUGCAAAACAUGUUGGUUAUGUGAUCAAGAUGACCAUGAGGAUCGUAUGAUAUUUUGUUGGGAUUGUGAUCGUGUAUUCCAUGCACACUGUCUCCAGUCUAGAUUACCUCGUAACCCCGACACCCAUUGGACCUGUGAUAUAUGCCUACAUGAAAUGUACAACGUAAGUAACUCAUCCAUUGAACAACGUGCUCACUCUAACUCUGGAUAUGAAGCUUAUUCAAGUAACAAUAGUAGUAGUCAUAAUAACAACAGUAGUUUGAAUCAAGUCAACAAUGCAGAUGGAUACUAUACUAAUGUACAGCAUUAUGCCCAUAAUAUCCCUCGUUUAUGA